AUGUCAACAGCGCACAGGCCGACAUGGGAUCCAGCCCAAGCCAGAGACAUAAAAAGUGGUUCACGCCAAUAUUCGACCAGGGACAUGGCGUCUCAGACGAAACUCAAAUUUCGUCAACCUGGUCAAACAUCUACCGAUGAAGUGAGAAGACGCGACCUUCGCGCAGAAUUACUCGCCGCAGAAGCAGAAGCUCGGGAGAAAAAAAGAAAGGCCGAAGGGAAACCUGCUUUGGGAUCUGAGCCCCAGCUGAAGGCUGUCACAUCCGGUAACGAAGACAAUGAAGCAAAUAAGCGACGCAAAUUGCUCCAGGAUGUCAUUGCGUUGGACCGAGACGACGACGACGACGUGAAGGUCAGUGAAACUUCAGGGUUGACGAAUAAAGGGAAGGAAAAGGUUGUAAAUGCAGACGUAGAUGGCGAUGAUCAAGGGGCCGCCGUCGAGGAUGAGGAUGACGAGGAUGAUGAGGACGAUGAGGACGAUGAUGAGGAUGACAGUGCAGAAUUAUUAAGGGAACUCGAGAAGAUCAAAAGGGAGCGGGCAGAAGAGAAGGCUCGACAAGAGCAAGAACAGGCUAGGUUAUCAGAAGCGGACCGGGAAGCUCAAAUAGCGACUGCGAACCCACUGCUGAACUUGGCCACUGCUCUUGGUCACAAACAGCAAGGUACACCCUCAGUUGGAGGGAGCUUUGCUGUCAAGAGACGGUGGGAUGACGAUUUGGUUUUCAAAAACCAGGCCGUGAAGGAGGAGCCACGCCCAACUCACUUUGUCAAUGAUUUACUUCGAACCGAGUUUCAUAAGAAAUUUAUGGCUAAGUUUAUCAAAUAAUAUCGCCGACUGUAUCAACUCCACACAGUAUACCUAAUACCUAUUACCUGAUAGAUCAUCUCGAAAGAGUCGCUCGUAGGGCGUGUGCAUUGUGUAUGCUCCGUCUCCAACAAUCUAAUUGUGGUUGGAGAUGGGGUUCAAGGGUACCUCCAUCUUCAUCACUGCAUUUAUGGGUACACCCGCCUUGAGUACCAAGACACAUGCAUAUGAUUUCAUGAGCGCCAAGAGUUGUGUACGAGCCCGGGAUUCUGCUUGAAAGUACAUGUACAUGGCUAUGUCAGUAAUCAGACAAUGAGCUUAG
This is a messenger RNA of Cantharellus anzutake, 1126 nucleotides long. RefSeq names its product Pre-mRNA-splicing factor Cwf15/Cwc15. Gene Ontology annotation, cellular component: catalytic step 2 spliceosome. Bases 1 to 825 code for a protein of 274 amino acids. Lineage: Eukaryota; Fungi; Basidiomycota; Agaricomycetes; Cantharellales; Hydnaceae. Gene Ontology annotation, molecular function: RNA binding. The transcript is spliced from 7 exons. Gene Ontology annotation, biological process: mRNA cis splicing, via spliceosome. The record is from RefSeq and is a predicted model, not a curated record.